This is a messenger RNA of Zeugodacus cucurbitae (melon fly), 4492 nucleotides long. RefSeq lists its product as uncharacterized. The transcript has 6 exons. The record is from RefSeq and is a predicted model, not a curated record. The coding region runs from base 68 to 4360 and encodes 1430 amino acids. Gene Ontology annotation, biological process: proteolysis. Lineage: Eukaryota; Metazoa; Arthropoda; Insecta; Diptera; Tephritidae. Gene Ontology annotation, molecular function: zinc ion binding; metallocarboxypeptidase activity.
AGUGAAAAAAAUAAAAAAAAAAUAAAAAUAUUAAUAUUAAUUUAAUCAUAAGUCAAAUCGUCCGAAAAUGUUGUGCUUUUUCGUGGUCACAAAGUUACUCAUGCUCAAGCUGCUUCUGGCUAGCAUAUCCGGUUUGCGCGCCUACGAUUUCGGUUAUCAUCCGAGCGCCGAGGAAUUCGAUAAUUUCGUGCGCGAAACGAAACGCACAUGGACGCGCGAUUUGCUCGCCAACGAACAUCGGCGUGCGUGGACCGCUAAACCGCCCUAUCGUGACCCAACCGGUAACUUCGUGCCGAAAUAUAAUCACGACGGAGAACGUUUACAAGUCGCGACAAAACAGACCGCUUCGUGGCCAGGACGUGUGCAGCGCGUCGGACGGCCACCACAGCAUUGGCAUGAAUUACCAAACGCGCAUGCGCUGAACGGUCAGACUGUGGGUUCGACUUUUGACUUCAAUAUGUUCGAUGUUCCAGCCGAUUCUGCAGAACUUAACACAUUUGAUUUGCCGAGUGUGCCCACAUUCACGAGUGCAACACAACAUAGCGCGCAUGCCACGCCCACAGCACGUCCACAACUGCAUGAGACUACGCCUCAUUUAAAAAUGCCACCAAUCAAGCAAAGUGUGGGUAGUGUGAUCGAGAUCGCUGCUUCCGAUGAAGCGCAAAAACAAACUCAACAGCAGCCGAACCAAAGCUUGGAAAACCUUACUAAGAACCAUACCGAGACGCAGUUUCCACUAUUUUUUACCAAUCCCAACACUGGUAUCAUAUAUGCGAUAACAGAGGUGGGACACAUGCCGGAUACCGUUAGCGCAGUGCCGACCACCAAUGAUAGCAUACCGAUUUAUAUCUCGAAAGAACAAUACGAACACGAUCUGUAUUUGCAACGCAAAUAUUACGAAAGAAAUUGUCAAAUUCCCACUACACUGGACGAAAUUUCCACCGCUCCUGUUAGCACAACUGUUACCUCGGCGAUCUCAGCCGACUCGAAUAGCACGAUGCGUUCACAAAUCAUACGCCUUCAAAGACCCACAAACAGUCCCAUAACCAAAUUCCCAAUCUCCAAGUUACCCACAACUCUACACAAGCCACCGCCCGUUAUGGUGCAGACCGAGUUGACGAUCAGCGAUCAAGUGCAAUUGCCAACCCGCAAACAUAAGACUAAAGUUAAACGUAAGAAUAAGAAUAAACCAAAUAGACCCGGCCGCAAGCCAAAUACUCAGCCAACAGGUCUCAAACAGAAUGAGUUGCCGCAAAUCAUCAAAGGUGUGCGUGCCUCCACACCGAAACCGCAAACAAGCACCGAAAAACAGCAAGUCGCCACACAGCUGGAGAAGCCGAACUUUACAAGCGGUGUCUUUAGCAAGAUGGUCACAAUGCAGGAGCAUCGUUUAAACAAACGUUCCGUUACAAAUAUACGUGCAUAUGUGAAUGAGCCGCGAAAUUUGACAAUGACAGAUCAGCAACUCAAAAAUCAGGCUGCUUUGACCCCUGCCAAAGAGAUUAAAAACGUCAAAACAUUAAGUAAACCAACGAAGACUGCGGCGAAAAGACGACCCAGAAUCAAGAAGCGACGCGCAAAAGUGGGGAAUCACACUGAUAUACAAAGGCUAAGCAAUAGUGCAUAUAAUCGUACCAAUUGGGAGCUGCCCAAACGAACUGUACAUAGAAGUAACUCAACUAAGUUGAAGAUUAAGCAAACAAGCGUGGCUAAUACCGCAAAUCAAACACUCAGCCACAAUACUACAAAACAGUUACCAAGUUUAACGCUGACCACUACACAGACUGAUAAAGCGCGGAAGAAGAAAACAAAACAUAGACGAAAGAAGAAGAAGGAUAAAGUGGAAAAGAGAGGCGAAUUCGAUCUCUUCGACUUUGGCAAGGACGAAGAUGAUGACGAGUACGAUGAAGAUGAUGAUGACGACGGAAAAAUCGCACAUCGUAACGAAGAUGAUGAGGAAGAUGACGAUGAAGAAGACGACUCCUACGAGGAUGAUGAAGCAGCUUACUUCGACUAUGCAGCAAGUAAUAAGAAAAAGAAGCGCGGCAAUCAUAAACAACACAAAGAAGAUAGCACUUCUGCAAGUUCGGAGUUGACCGAAGAUUACACGGAAGAAACAGCAGAGCAGACAGAAGUGGACACAAACUCCAUUGUAAUUGAUGAUGGCAGUUCAGCGGAGCCCAGCGCCGACUUCGGUGCAAUGGAAUCGGAGGAAACGGUCGUAUUUAGUCCGCCCACAACAACUACGAUGAAACCAGUAAUACAUACUAAGGCAGCUACCAAGAAACGCAUACGCAGACGUCCUUCUUCUAGUGAUGUCUCAACAUCCUAUGAGGAUUACGAGGAUGAAGACGAGGGUGGCGUUGGUAGUGGUAUAGGUGGAUUUUUUCGUAUGAUCUUCUAUCCUGUGCAAGUAUUUAUGAACGGUAUGGCAGAUAAUUUUGGCAAUAAGGAGUCUGAAGAGGAACAAUACUCCUAUCCGACUUAUACAACUUAUAACAAUGGCAUACAGCCUAUCGAGAGUGAUGAGGACGAGGAGGAGGCACACACAAACUCACUUAGCAGUUGGUUGGGUUCAUGGUUUGGCUUCAAUCGGCGCACGAAGAACAUUGGUAGCACAACACCAGUACCGCCACCACCAUCACCAACACCUACUGAACCACCCAGUUGGUUUGAGUCGUGGUUCAAUUUUGGCAGCAAACCAGCGUCGGAGGAGACGAGCGAAAAUGAUGACAAAUGGUUCUUCGGUUGGUUUGAUACGAAACCGAAGCGCCGACGCAAGACUACCACAACCACGACCACAGUGCGCACACCAGACGCACAAGUGCCGAUUUUGACGAUCGUCGAUCCGCUGAAAAAUCCACAAAAUUGGAUUGGCAUUUUGGCACAUCACAUCAUCAAUUCCACUGCGACGACAGUCACACAAAAUCCCAUUAUGAACGCGAUCACACAAAGCACCGUUAAUCCAGAUGUGCCGCGCAAGAUAACCUAUGAUCGCUAUCAAAUAUGGCGCCUAAAGCCGUUGGACGAUGCACAAGUGCAUGCAUUGGAAGAGUACAAGAAGAGUGAGGAUGGCAUUAAGCUGCAGUGGCUGAAGGGACCCAGUUUGCGCGGUCUAACAGACGUUCUGGUGCCACCAAAGCAAUUACUCGACUUCGAGGCUAGUCUCAGUUUCGAAUCGAUCGCGCAUGAAGUGCUCAUUUACGAUGUCGGCAAAGCGAUCGUUUACGAGCAGGCGCAAGAGCAGUUCCACUUCAAUGCCGCCAUGCGUCCGUUUAAAAACAACAAGAAUCAACAGAAACAGCAAGCGAUGACCAUGUCUUGGCAUAAAUACUAUGAAUACGAUGAUAUUAUCACACACUUGGAAAUGUUACGCAUGCGCCACCCACAACUCAUUGAGUUGAUACACAUUGGACGCUCGUAUGAGGGACGACCGUUAGUCAUAGUGAAGAUCGAGUCGAAAGAGCACGCGGCUAGUGUAGCUGCGAGUGAAACACAAGUGACACACAAAAAGUUGAAGAGCAAGAAACAACCGAAAGAGGCGAACGCAGUGUUCAUUGAAUCGGGCACACAUGGCCUAGAAUGGAUCGGACCGGCCACAUCGCUCUGGAUGAUCAGUGAACUGUUGCGACUGAUCAAAAGUAACAAGACAAACGUUGAUAAUGAGUAUAUUAAAAACACGACCUGGUACUUUAUGCCCAUACUCAAUCCCGAUGGUUACGUGUAUAGUCACCAAUAUGAUCGCUUUUGGCGUAAAACACGUUCACGACAUAUCGCACGCCGUAAUGGUAUUAUAGACUCAGCAAUGACUUGGCUGCAGCAAAAGAAGGUAGCAACCCGAGUUUGUUAUGGUGUGGAUUUGGAUCGCAAUUGGCACUACCAGUGGGGUAAGCGUGGUAGUUCAAAAUCGCCAUGCAAUGAAUUGUAUGCGGGACCCGGACCAUUUUCCGAACCCGAAUCCAAGGCGCUAUCGGAAUUUCUAAUAGAUUAUCGUAAACAAAUUAAGAUGUACAUUUCACUGCAAGCUUAUGGCCAGAUUAUUUCAUAUCCUAUGAAAGCGAACACUUCUUUCAACGCCGAACGCAUUGAUGACUUUCUCGAUGUGGCGAUGGUGGGAACGGAUGGAUUGCGUAAGCAAGGCAGCAAAUCGCGCUAUAAGAUUGACUCGACCAGUGAUCUGGUGGAAAAUCGUUCAGGUUGCUCUGACGCAUUCGCGGCCUAUGAAGUUGGUAUACCCUUCAGCUUCACUGUACAGUUAGCCGACAAUGGUGUACAUGGCUAUCUGCUGCCGAGCGCUUCUAUAGAGCCAACCGCACGUGAUGCCUUCGAAAUAAUUACUGCAAUGGUCGAUUACAUUUGAUGGCGCCUCGGAAAGCAUAGACUAGAUAUAUGUACUUAUAUAGCUUGUAACUGUGUAUAUUUGUUUAAUUUGUAAAUAUUUAUGAGUAUUUAUUGAAUAGUAAUAUAACGGCAUAUACUUAAUGAGAGGAAG